ACAGCCGCACCAAUCAGGUGACCAGAUUCUGCAUCCUGGGUCUCAAGCAGCAUUCCCACCCAGUCAAUAUAUGACUGAAGGUUGUCAGUGUGUCACAGCGUGCAAAGGUAAAUAGCCCCAAGACGCAGCUACAGCAACGAAAACGUUCAGGAUGUCUGUGAAGCUGCUCGGUCUCUGUCUGCUGCUGGUACUGUUGUGUCCCAGCUGGGCCGAAGAACAGACGUGUCUCACAUCUGCCUCCAACUGUGACGAGUGCAUCCAGUCCGGCCCGGCGUGUGCUUGGUGCACCGCCCCUCAAUCUACCAUCCGCUGUCAUACCUUGAAGGGGCUGCGGAGAGCAGGCUGUCGUAAAAGAUACGUGUAUAACCCUGAGGGCAUGGUGCAGGCUGACAAGAAUGACAGCAGCAGCACCGAACCAGCAAAUGCCAAGGCCCUGUUCCUCCAGCCCCAGGAGUUCUCCAUCCGUUUGAGGCCGGGUGUGAGCCAGUCCUUCCCUAUCACUAUCACCAUGCCAACAGACCAGCCUAUCACAGAGCUGAUCAUGGACACCAGCCCUGUGCCAGCGGGAGUCAACAUGACAUUCAGUAGCAUCAUGAAUGGAAACCAUCUGGUCCUACAGGUGAAUAUUGAGGCUGCCCAGUGUCCCAGUGAGAGUGACGACUCAAACCAGAACAGGACUGGGCCCUGGUCUGUCCAGAUCACACCCAGAGGCUUUUCACUGAGUGUGAAGUUAGAGAUAACUCUGGAGUGUCAGUGUGACUGCACAAGACACCCUGAGGAAAGCAGCCCUGGCUGCAGUGGCCAUGGGGCUCUGGUGUGUGGCCAGUGUGAGUGCCACAAGCCUUACACUGGACAACAGUGCCAAGAGGAGGACACUGAUUCCAUUUUUUCACGAAGUGAAGACUUCUGUCGCUCAGGCCCGAAUGCCCCUCUGUGCAGCAGCAGGGGGAAAUGUGUGGAAGGAUUCUGUGAGUGUGAAAUGAGAGUAAACCCGCAAGAAAGAUACAGCGGACAAUUCUGCGAGUGCAGCAACUUUGACUGUCUACACCACAACGGCAGGAUAUGUGGAGGCCAUGGGAGGUGCGAGUGUGGACGCUGCAUAUGUGAUGACGACUGGACCGGUGAAGGCUGCGUCUGCUCCAUGGAAACGGCUUCCUGUAUGGCAACAAACCAGAGGCUGUGUAACGACAGAGGGUCUUGCCAGUGCGGAAUGUGUAAAUGUGAGCCACCAUACGCAGGCCCGACCUGUGAGGAGUGUCCCGUUUGUACGGGCAGGUGUGAGCAGCACAAGGCGUGUGUGGAGUGUCGGGCGUUUGGGACAGGAGCGAAGAGGAACAGGUGUGAUCAAGAGUGUGGCCACCUCAGCUUGACAGUGGUGGAGACCAAAGAUGAUAUGCCUAAACCAGGAGAAACUAUUGCAUUCUGUAAAAUGGUGAGCAGUGAGGACUCUUGCUUCUUCUACUACACCUUCUCCAGCACGCCCUCUGGAGGACAGUGGACUGUGGUGCGGGCUAAGGAAUGUCCUGGGGAUUAACCAGCAAGGAGGAGGAGUGUGUGACGAAAGGUGUCCCAAUCCCACUUUAACGUAACUACUGGUCCAAGUCAGCUUCAUGCAUUGAGUUUUAGUUCACUAGACAUUCAGUUUCAAUGUUUUUUUUGUUCUAAAUCCCUAAAUGUGUAUUAAUUAUUGUAAGAAAAUAGAUAAAUAAAAUAAUUUCCAACCUUAGAAA
Messenger RNA from Sebastes umbrosus (honeycomb rockfish), 1730 nucleotides. Its product is annotated as integrin beta-1-like. Gene Ontology annotation, biological process: cell-matrix adhesion; cell migration; cell adhesion mediated by integrin. The record is from RefSeq and is a predicted model, not a curated record. Gene Ontology annotation, cellular component: cell surface; focal adhesion; integrin complex. Lineage: Eukaryota; Metazoa; Chordata; Actinopteri; Perciformes; Sebastidae. The transcript has 7 exons. Bases 152 to 1534 code for a protein of 460 amino acids. Gene Ontology annotation, molecular function: integrin binding.